UGCCACGAGGGUGGGGGGCGGAAAAGGGAGCAAGUGAGCUGUGUGUUCUGCUGGCGUAUCAGAGACGCCAAGCUACGCUGCCUCACCUGUGGUCACAUCAUGGCGAAUAGAGUCUGCUUCUAAUGGCCAUUGACAGAGCUGUUUGUCUUUUUCAGCCUUCCAAUGAAAUGUGGCUCGAAGCGAAGUUGAACCCCGCACGGUCCAGCCAGUGUCUGUACAGCGUGUGGUACCCGCGGCACGGGAGCUGUGCAAUCUGGAAUCGUACCCAAGCCUACUAACACUUUCGAAUGAGGAAGGCCAUUUAAACUGCAGUACCCUUUUCAAACCUCCAACCCUGUCAGCGACCAUGUCCAGCCACACACUUUCGCAUCGCUUUUCUGUCAUUCGACAGCUUGGCAAAGGCACGUUCGGUAAAGUUUUUCUUGUCACUGAUGCCGUGUCUGGAGCAACGAGAGCGCUCAAAAGAACUCAAAAAUGGAGGAAGAAGGAAUCACGAGAGGUACUCUGCCUGGAGAUUGGCAAAGAGUCGCCGAAUCUUAUAAGCGCCGAAGAGGUUUUCUACAGUUAUACUCCCUCCGGAUUCAUGGUCCAGAAUAUCCUGAUGGAGAACGCUGGGUACACACUGCACCGAUACGUCGCUUCCCAUCUCGCUCUUCGACAAAAGGAUCAGACACACAACAUUGAAGCAUCUACCGCCAUCAGCAUUGCCAAGCAAGUAUGUAACGGGCUGUUCGCUCUCCAUCGGCGGGCGGUGGCUCAUAGGGACUUGAAACCGGAGAAUGUACUUAUCAAAGACUAUGGUGGUCAGAUUCUAGCAAGAAUUUGUGAUUUCGGCUCGAGCAAAGCACUAACCAACCAGGGAUGCCCAUCAAUGCCCUACAUAUGCUCACAGUGGUAUCGGGCACCGGAGUUGCUUCUGGGUUCGACUAACUACACCGUCGCCGUGGAUUUGUGGUCCCUGGGCUGCGUCCUUGCAGAACUCAUCCUGUUGAGACCACUAUUAGAAUGCGAGCCCCAUAACCAGAAGCACGGGAUGCAAGAGCAGAAACCCAUUAGAUGCCUGGGAGAACCCUUCCAGAUUCUUAAGAUUUCCGAACUUCUUGGUGCACCCACAAGGGUUGAUACGGAAUCGCUUUGUACAGGUUGCCCCGAGCGUGCGAAGGCUCUUGCCUCUUCAAUUUUCAAGCAGAUGGUAGGGCUGGCACCACUUCCACUUCAUGACUUGCUUUUGUCUGUCAUUGGGAUUGAGGGCAAGCCACUAGUUGAUGUGGUAUGUCAGCUUCUCAGGUGGAAUCCCAGGGAGCGGAUACCUGUAAAAACAAUUCUCGACGGACACUACUUGGAUUAGAGUGUUUGUUUUUGCUUUAUAAAAAUUUUUUAUCCCUGCUUCUCAAUUGCCAUGACAUUAUAAACAUCUUGAACAUGGGUAGGAGUCGCUUCGAUAUCUACACAGUGACCACGAGAUGGUAGUUAAUGGCCGUGUAUAUGCGAUGAUCAAAUCAAAACAGCUUCUUGUCGAACUCUUGAACCUAACUCAAAAAUCAGACAAAAUUCUGUCGCGAAAAGUAGACACGACAGCGUCGCUGCGUACCAAACCUUUACGGCGUCGUUGUCUCGGGAAUCUGAGGUACCGUGGGUGUGCGAUCACAUCAAUAGAACACCCGUAACACAGAUGCACUCCCAUAAAGCUGCUUUUGAUCGAAUCUCUAGUCAUUUAGGCCGACGAAGAACAGGUGGCUUCAACGCUACGACUCCAAGGUGUUUGCCUCGGCACCACACGGAGUGUUGCCGUCGGAUCCGUAAGAAGUUUCGGAUGACGAAUUAUAUCGGCACACCAUCCUGCGGGAGUUCUCGCGCGACAUUCUGUAGUAGAGACGGGCAGCAGAGCACAAAGCAAAGCACUGACAUCGACAGCAGUACGAGCAACGGCAGCGUGAUUCGUUCUCUUCGUGUUCUCAAUGGCCAAUGCCUGAACAAUAGCUGAUCGGAGAGAUGCGCGCACGACCUACACUUCAGUCGUUUCCGCGUCCUGCGUAAACAGAAUGGGCCCAGCUUCCUUGCGUGUUGCACCCGGUGGCAACGAUCCCCAAUUCAACGUAUCUGUUCCUGAAGAAAUAAGACAAGAAGACUUGAGGAGAGUAAAAUCACAUCGCUUCCUCUGAAACGAAGCGGACGAAAGGGACUCCUACUGUGCUACACCGCCGACGACAGCAGCUUAGCGACGAGGAAGCAGGUGGCUCAGCAAGCGUUGACCUUGAUUACUCAGUUCAGUUCAUUCUAUAAAAGCAUCAACGGUGCACCGACGAGAAGCUGAUGUUUCACCGGAAAGCGACGUGGAGGAAAACUUUCCAAAUCACGCGAGAACCAGAGCUACGUAGUGCUCUCUCUCUCACCUUCCGAACGGUGUUUUCGCUGAGAGGCGACCUCUUCCGUAUCAGCGAGUGGCGCAGCCGGACGUGCAGCAGCAAUACCCGUCCAUUUCUUCCCCGAUGUCAGGCCUUUGGCUAAAAAGCCGGCUCCCCAAGGACGGCGGGUUGGAUACGGAUCCGUGCUCUCUAUUGCAGUGACCGACUGACUUCCGAUAGUGUGAUUAACUCCUCUUUCAACUUCGACACUAUUCUUUCCGCACUGCCUGCCCGUUGUCUCGGGCCAUUUGAUAACGCUCUGCGAGAUAGUUGGGGCAGCUUGAACGCUUUCAACACCAGCUAGCCUCCGAACUGCUGAAGCAGUGAACGUUCGCACUUGUGUUCGAGGGCCCAGAGGACGUAGCGGCACAACAACCUGGUCAGCCACCAUUUGCUUCCAACGUAGAAGAUUUCGCUCCAUCUGCUCGCUGACCUCAGUCCU
Messenger RNA from Toxoplasma gondii ME49, 2847 nucleotides. RefSeq names its product cell-cycle-associated protein kinase GSK, putative. Gene Ontology annotation, biological process: protein phosphorylation; signal transduction. Gene Ontology annotation, molecular function: protein serine/threonine kinase activity; ATP binding. Gene Ontology annotation, cellular component: cytoplasm. Bases 347 to 1348 code for a protein of 333 amino acids. The transcript has 9 exons. Lineage: Eukaryota; Apicomplexa; Conoidasida; Eucoccidiorida; Sarcocystidae. The record is from RefSeq and is a predicted model, not a curated record.